Messenger RNA from Oncorhynchus gorbuscha (pink salmon), 3173 nucleotides. It is a transcript of the gene gprin3a, whose product is annotated as GPRIN family member 3a. Gene Ontology annotation, cellular component: plasma membrane. The record is from RefSeq and is a predicted model, not a curated record. The transcript has 2 exons. Gene Ontology annotation, biological process: neuron projection development. Bases 319 to 2751 code for a protein of 810 amino acids. Lineage: Eukaryota; Metazoa; Chordata; Actinopteri; Salmoniformes; Salmonidae.
UUCACUGACAAAUGAACGACGCACCAAGAAGGACACGCAUUACAAGUGUAUCGUAAUCGCUUUGACAAAAAAAAAAACGAUUAAAAAUAAUCGUGGAUUUUCUGCAAAAUAACUGCAAGAAAACCCGAUCUUUCUAAGACGUUCUGUGCCUCCCUAUAGGCUGAUAACGUUAUGGAUUCCUUGGCAAGGUCGACAGUAACUUCAGGUAGUGGAAUACGAGCGAAAGGCUAUCAACGUGAAGAUCAACCAUUGACUCCAACAACCAAUCAAUUCACUUCUAACUGUACCUGAGGGGCUCUAGAAGACAACCUCAUUGCCAUGGAAACGCCCCCGGGUUCCAAGAGGAGGACGGUGGUCGCACAGAUGGAGUCGCCCCGCGCAGGGGGUGUGGCUAUGCUUGUUGACGUCCUCGGCAACACAGAACCCAACACCAACCGGGGGGUGGAGCCUAAACUCAAUCUCCAACUGUCGCCAGGUGAGGCCUCCCCCCAUGUCGCCGCCGAUACCAGGAAGUUGAAUGGAGGACUUGGUAGUGGCACCUCCCCUUCCUGUCUGAGGGCUGAAUUCACAGGAAAGGAGGGAUCAUGGCAGAGUAAAGUAGGGAGUAUAGAUGUGAGCGGAGGAGGGAGAGGAGGAGGGGUAUUAAAACCACUAACAACGCCUGAGAGAGAGGAAGCUAAGAAAAGCAGGAUCCCUAUGGCUCUCUCCUUGAAGACGGACACACACACCACACACACCACACACACGACCACUACUAGCAGCGACCGAAGGCUGAGGUCUCCCAACAUCAAACACACCACGAGCCCUAAAACACACACACACCGAACCGAACACACCUGGGAUGCCAGCUCCAAAGUAGAACACUCCAGAACCUAUCACUUGUCUGCGGUGAGCUCCAAGCCCUCGGCUUCCAGAACCAUGCAGGGUUCUAAGGAUAAUCAGAAGGGUUCUAGUUCUAAAGGGCCUGCUCCACCACCCGCCCCUCUGGCCACCUCAAGUCCCAAAUGUAGAACCACCGUUGACGUGAUGCUCACAUCAACCACCUCUGACAUCAUCACAGGGGGACGAGCUUCGGACUCUGACCUGUCGAUGGGAUCACUAGGGGUCAAGGGCAACACACCCCAUAAUUCUCCAUUCCUGACCCCUGACCCCUUUGCCACGGCAACGGACAACACAGAGACGACUCUAGAAAACGCAGCUCGCCAACUGGAAUCCAAAAUGGCCGCCAAAGUCUCAGAGGGGUCGUCGACGGGGACGAUGACAUCACAGAGCGGCACCUGUCUGUCAGGAGGGGGAAUGUCCGCAGGACCUACGCUAUCCCAGAAGGCCAUGCAGCAGAGUGACACGGCGGCGACGUGCGAGGCCCUGCAGAGGGACGUCCAUCCCCCAGAGUAUCGCCGGGAUGACGGGCAUAGCCAAGACGGUUGCGCAGGCUGGUUGCUCUGGGAGACCAAGCCACCUGGAGUCCCGCUGGGAGACCCGGGUCACGUGGGAGAUGGAAAUGUCAUCGCCGUCACCGGCGGCAACAACAAUGAAGCGUCGUCAAGGGCAACGGAGAAGGGGAAGAAAGAAAUGGGAAGAAAGGAGGAGAAGGAUAAACACCAGCCUCCAGGGACCUGGAGCUCCAGAGUGCGUAAAGAGGCCGGCACCAUGACUAACCCCAGCGAGGUGAGGCGUUCCUGGGGUGAGGCCCGGAGGGAGGUGGGGGUUCAGGCUGUAGUGGAGGUGUGUGACCGCUCCGCCACUACCAGCCCCCGCCUGCUCACCCUGUCCCUACGCACUCACCGUGGCAACGCAGGGAAACAGGAAGGGGUUGCUAGUGACGGACAGAGAGACACAGACUCUCGGUCCAAUGGGCUGACAGCUGGGGUUCAGAGGGGGAGUAUCCUUGUCUGUGACCUCUGCAUGGACCAGCAGGUCAGAGGUCAGGGGUUAAAUGGAGAACUGGGGCCUUUGAUUGGUUUACAGAGCUGUCAGUCAAGGUUGGUCACACCGCAGAACCAGGAGGCGGGACUGAAUGCAGUAGCCCCGCCCCUGUGCUGCAUUCCUAUUGGCCUAGCCCCAUUCCAACACAUCUGUCAGAUAGACAUCGAGCUCUGCAGCCAAUCAGAGCACCCGAACAGUGAAGAUAAGCUGCCGACCACCAAUGAGGAGCUGCCGCCCGGUGUCACCAACGACAACCAACAGAAACCAUCCGAGACCCACAGCAAAGCUAAAACCAGACAGACAGAAAAUUCAGGUACCAAGACUAGCCACAAACACAGAACCCACUCCUCUCCUUCCCACUCCUCCUCUCACAGGACCCACAGACACAAACCAGGCUCGGGCAGAGACAAACAGGAACCGGGGUUGGAUUGGAACCAGACUGGAUCGGACCUGUUCCGGCCAGACCCAGGGAAGAGUACCAUCAAACUGACUGCGGAGAAUCCAGAACGAGCUGGUGACCCCGAACAGGAGAGGAAGGACUCUGGGCCGGUGCAGAACGUGGUUUGGGACGAACAAGGGAUGACCUGGGAGGUGUACGGCGCGUCGGUGGAUCUAGAGAGUCUGGGGUUCGCCAUCCAGUCACACCUGCAGUGUAAGAUCCGAGAGCACGAGAAACGCAUCGGAACACUACGGAAGUCUGUCUCCCUAGAGGUUCCCUCUCCGGGAGCGAAGAAGUGGAAGGAGAAGAAGAAGAGGAGCGUUAUCCGGUCAAUAUGCCGACCGGGAUGCUGCAGGAAACCUCCCGCAUCGCCCGCAGGGAAGUGAUAGAGUCUCGGAAUGUUUGGAAUGUUUACAGACGAAACAUUCUAGAACGUUCUGAAUCUAGAUUGUAGAUCCGUUCUAGAACAUCACCCGCCGGGAAGUGAGAGAAUUUUCAGGAAUGUUCGAGGGCAUUCCAGAAUGUUCACGGAUGGAUAUUCUAGAACAACAUUAUAGUCACAGGAGGUUGGUGGCCCUCUAAUUGGGGAGGACGGGGCUAGUUGGUGGAAUGGUAUCAAAUACACCAAACACCUGGUUUCCAUGGUUUCCAUGUUGUUUGCUGCCAUUCCAUUGACUCUUUCCCUGCCUCCAUUAUUAUGAUGCUCCUCCCCCUCGGCAGCCUCAAUUAUUAUGAUGCUCCUCCCCCUCGGCAGCAUCCAUUAAUAUGAUGCUCCUCCCCCUCGGCAGCCUCCAUUAUUAUGAUGCUC